CCCUCUUCCUGCCCCACACCCCCUCCCCUGGACCAAGCACAGCCCAGGCUGUGGCACUGGCUGGGCAGGGUGCUGGCAGAGCCCUCCUGGGGUGUCCCCCACCAUGUCCCCAACAGUUGGUGGUUGGGGAUGUCACAAGGCUGCGGUUGGGGGCACGUGUCCCUGUCACCAAUAUAAGGGUGGCAGUGGGCAAAGCCCCCCAAGACCCAGGGUGCUAGUGGUGUCCCCAGUGUCCUGUGCCAUGCGGCCCUGCCUGCUGAUUGCCCUGGCCCUGCUGGGCACAGUUCCCGUCAGCCGCUCCGCUCUUGCCAGCCCUGCGGUGGAGGAUGAGGAGGACGUGACAGAGCUGGAGAUGCCCGAGGAGUACAGCGGGUGCCGGGGGGCCAGUGACAAGCAGGCACUCGGUGUCCCCAGCAUGCCGGGCACUGCCACCUGCCGCUACGUCGUCAUCUCCCGCUGCCGCACCUUCCGCCAAGCGCAGCGCAUCUGUGCCCGGCGCUACUGCGGGCGCUUGGCCUCGAUCCACGAUUCCCGCACCAACGCGUUCCUGCUGCACCUGGCGCGCCGCAACACCAAUGCCGGCCUGGUCUGGAUCGGUGCCGUCAGCCAGCCCGCCACCCCAUUCCCACACUGCCACUGGACCGACCGGAGCCCUUGGAACUACAGCCGCUGGGUGCACGGGCACCCCCUGCCUGGCCGCUGCUUCUGCACCGCCCUCUGCACCAACAAUGGGCUCUGGAGGAGCGUGAGAUGCAAGAGGCGGCUGCCCUUCAUCUGCGAGAUAUGAGGGGCUCAGCCCCCCUGGGUGCCCCCCUACUGCUGUUCCCCUACAAUGGGCUGCACCCCCUCUCUCGGAGUACAAUAAAGCCUUGGUGUCAGCACUCACUUGGUGUUUGGG
Passer montanus (Eurasian tree sparrow) is the source of this 898-nucleotide messenger RNA. Its product is annotated as bone marrow proteoglycan-like. Gene Ontology annotation, biological process: immune response. The coding region runs from base 104 to 787 and encodes 227 amino acids. Lineage: Eukaryota; Metazoa; Chordata; Aves; Passeriformes; Passeridae. The transcript has 6 exons. The record is from RefSeq and is a predicted model, not a curated record.